Messenger RNA from Penicillium arizonense, 204 nucleotides. RefSeq lists its product as uncharacterized. Lineage: Eukaryota; Fungi; Ascomycota; Eurotiomycetes; Eurotiales; Aspergillaceae. The transcript has 2 exons. Bases 1 to 204 code for a protein of 67 amino acids. The record is from RefSeq and is a predicted model, not a curated record.
AUGUCACAGGGUCAACAAGUUGCCAAGCACUACGUUGCAUUAGCUCUUAAUCUUGUCCCGCACCGUGAAAGGCGGUUUCUCAGAGAGACGUACUCGCAUUUGACUCCCCUCCAACAAGUUCAAACUACUGACCAACAGGUACCUGGACUCUCGAAGAAGCGUCUCGAGAUCCUGGUCCUCUUCCAAUCGCGGUGGAUUGGCUAA